AACUCUCCACAGCGAUUAAAGUGCUGUCAUUAAUGAGACCUUUAACCAGCAUGUUUAACUUUAACACACGUCGAUGUCGUGUGUCAUAUAACAGCAGCUAGUUACUCCCUGCGACUUCUAUCGCGAGCUGACAAGCUAAAAACAAAAACAGCUAUUGCUAACUUCCUUAGCCGCAAAGAAUUUCGGAGAGAGCAGCAUGUUUCCUCUAGAUUCUCCAUGGAACAUCUCGUUUGCCGGUUGUGGUUUUCUGGGAAUUUAUCACGUCGGUGUUGCCAGCUGUCUACUGGAACAGGCUCCGUUUCUGGUCCACAACGCGAAACACAUCUACGGAGCGUCGGCUGGAGCUCUGACUGCCACCGCGCUGGUCACCGGAGUCUGUCUUGGAGAGGCUGGUGCAAGUAUCAUUGAGGUUUCAAAGGAAGCAAGAAAGCGGUUCCUUGGACCCAUGCAUCCUUCCUUUAAUCUGGUAAAGAUUGUGCGGCAUAUGUUGCAACGCAUGCUUCCAGCUGACUGUCACUAUCAGGCUAAUGGACGGUUAGGAAUCUCGCUGACCCGAGUGACAGAUGGAGAAAAUGUCCUGGUGUCUCACUUUAACUGCAAGGAGGAGGUUGUGCAGGCAUGUGUAUGCAGUGCCUACAUCCCAGUAUAUUGCGGUCUUAUUCCUCCAGCACUCCAGGGAGUGAGGUAUGUUGAUGGAGGCAUCUCGGACAAUCUGCCUCAGUAUGAGUUGAAGAAUACAAUUACAGUGUCCCCAUUCUCUGGAGAGAGUGACAUUUGUCCCAGAGACACUUCAACCAACAUACACGAGCUUCGCAUCACCAACACAAGCAUUCAGUUUACACUCACCAACCUCUACAGAUUGUCCAGGGCACUUUUCCCCCCAGAUCCAAUGGUUCUGAAGGCCAUAUGUAAACAAGGAUACAAAGAUGCUCUACACUUCUUGAAGAGGAACGAGUUACUGAAUUUCACAGGACCUGAUAAACACAUGUUCUAUGUAGUUGAUGGAGAAGAUAAUGAGGAUUAUGAUGGUGGUGAUGAUGUCGAGGGGUCGAAUAAAAGUUAUGAAGAGGAUGAAAAGUUACACAUAGAUGACGGAGCAGCAGUCAUUCAGUCCAGUUCUGCCAUAGAGGAUAAUAUCAUCGAACAUCUUCCACCAACUCUUCACAAAGCGCUAAUCGAGGCUUGCAUGGAGCGGAGGAGCCUGGUGCAGUCACUAAGCAAACUGCUUCCAGUCAGAGUGGCCAAGACUAUGAUGGUCCCUUAUACGUUCCCUGUGGAGUCUGCUCUGUGCUUCACUCUCAGAUUGUUUGAGUGGCUGCCAGAUGUACAAGAAGACGUGGGGUGGAUUCGAGAGCAAAUGCUGAAACUUCUCCAGCAUGUUUUACGCCAGGCUUCCAGAAGCAUUUCUCGGAAUGUAUAUGCCCGAUUUUCCUGUCAGCUGGAGUUGCAUCACUGCCAAUCCCUCCCAUCCCAGAUCACUUCCACCCCAGUUUUUCCUACCUUGGUGAAAGCAAGCAGUUCCUCAGUCCCGGAUAUUUUCAUGCGUUUAGAGCAGUACAAGAGGCAGCUUUUGUCUGGAGGGCUGUUUAUCAACAUGGAUCUGCAAAGCUCCUUCAAAACUGGACCAGUGUCACCUGAAAAAGACCUGUGAUCCAUCAUCUCCUGAAAGAUCGACACCACAUAAAGGUUCAUUUCUGUGUACAGUUGGCUGGAGAUAUCAGUGUUUUGUUUUUGUUUUGUUUUUUUCUAACUCAGGACAUUAUAAAGUAAUGUUUAAAAGUCUUUGAAUCCAGACAUCUAAAUAUUUAAGCUGCCAGAAGGUAUUUUAUUAUAAUAAGUGCGGUGUAUGGCAGUGGGAGUAAUUACUUCAGCCAAGGAGGUAAUG
Messenger RNA from Thalassophryne amazonica, 1885 nucleotides. RefSeq names its product patatin-like phospholipase domain containing 2 (gene pnpla2). Lineage: Eukaryota; Metazoa; Chordata; Actinopteri; Batrachoidiformes; Batrachoididae. Gene Ontology annotation, molecular function: triacylglycerol lipase activity. Gene Ontology annotation, biological process: positive regulation of triglyceride catabolic process; lipid homeostasis; triglyceride catabolic process. The transcript is spliced from 9 exons. The record is from RefSeq and is a predicted model, not a curated record. Gene Ontology annotation, cellular component: lipid droplet; cytoplasm; membrane. Bases 197 to 1651 code for a protein of 484 amino acids.